Molecule: messenger RNA, 2964 nt
Organism: Venturia canescens
Lineage: Eukaryota; Metazoa; Arthropoda; Insecta; Hymenoptera; Ichneumonidae
Gene: Not10
Product: CCR4-NOT transcription complex subunit 10
Exons: 9
Coding region: 384-2591 (735 amino acids)
Biological process (GO): mRNA catabolic process; negative regulation of translation
Cellular component (GO): CCR4-NOT complex
Molecular function (GO): protein binding
Source: RefSeq, a predicted model, not a curated record
AGUCCGUGAGAAUUUAUCCUGAUUUUAUCUUAAAUUUUCAAGUUCGUAUAUCGAUUGCGUUGAUAAGAGACUUGGUAGUCAUUGAUAUUUAGAAUCUUCCGGAAUUAUUGUAACUGCUGUGGUUUAUGACCUUCAUUAUUUCAUAUUUCACGCCAGUACACAUUUUUUAUACUCCAAAAGUCCCCGCAAAUUUCCAGAUGAGUGAUGUUAACCAAUAAGAAUGCUCGAAACGCGUGUAGCAGCUAGCAGCCCUAACCUACAAUUUACAACUGUCAAGUAUCUUAGACUGUAGUGUUGAACAACGCGCAACUGUCACUCACAAAUAUUCUUUGUAGCCCAAUAAUUGUACAAAUAAGAAAAACAGUGUGUAAACAAAAGUAAUCAUGGCAACAACGAGCGAAAGCGUCGAUACCGCGAGUAAAGAUGGAUCAUCGGGAACCAGUGGAGCUGCGGUUAUAAGCGAACCUGAACGCGAAUUGGCCCAGUGUGCACUCGCAGAAUUUCAAAAAGGUGCAUACGCCGCAUGUAUUUCGCAUCUCAAUAAACUAGAAGUUUUAAGACCGAAAGAUUUAAAAGUAAUGCACAACAGACUUGUUGCGCAGUAUUACAGAGGUGAAUUGAAAAAAACUGAAUUAUUCGGCAAAAGUUUGAAUGCUAUAUGCGGCGCUGCUACAACAACACCGGAUACUCCUUUAGAUGCCAUAGACGAUGUUGAAAAAUGUGUUGUUCGAUAUAAUCAAGCUGUACUUUUCUAUCAUACUGGGCAAUAUGAUUCUGCACUACGCAUAAUAAAUAGGCUUUUCACAUUUGUCGAACCUAUGGAGGAAAGUCUGGCUCACAAAGUGUGUUUGCUCGUAAUUGAAUUGCACAUAGCUACGAAUAGACCGGAUGCUGCUCUAUCGAUAGUAAAUUACGUGGAGAGCCAAUUCAUUUCCAAAGAAUCUGGGAAGUUGGGCGGACCAGUAGAGAAAGAUCUUGGCGGAAUAGUGCCUAAAACUUCCACACUCAAGGAUCACAAGGAACAAAAAAAAGAAAGUUUGGAUGCUGCGACUGAUGCAUUUAGAAUCCAACUUUUGAAAUACAAAGCGAGGAUAUACCUGUUGCUUCAACAGCCAAAAUUGUGCAAGAGAGAAUGGAAAACACUGAUGUCGCUUGGAGCUAAAGUGAAUCUGUCGACUGUCUUCCUCAAAGCCAAUUUAGAGUGUGCCAAAGGAAAUCACAAGAAGGCCAUAAAAUUAUUAAAUUCCGUCACGAACGAAACGUUGGAUGUCAAAACGAGCGGCGAAUCAGCAGCUGUCCUUUAUUACAAUAACAUGGCCUGCAUCCACCAGGCUCAUGGAAAACCAAAUUUGGCAGCGUUUUAUCUGCGUAAAGCUCUCGAAGAGAAUCAACGAGCGAUGGAUAGUGUAAGAACGAAAGAUACCGAAUCAACUUCGAGUCAACCGCUCUAUACGCUCAACGCUAACAAACAUCACGAAUUAAUGUACAAUCUUGGUGUCUCGUUAUUGCAUGCUGGUCAACCGAUGAAAGCCUUCGAUUAUUUGACCGAAGCGGCUCAGAGGCUUCAAAAUCGAGCACAACUUUGGCUCCGUAUGGCAGAAUGCUGUAUACAGUGUCAUAAACCAACAAAUGCAGUAGAUUUUGACAUCGCGAAACGACGAGAAGAUCUUGUACAAAGGGUCAUUGGAGCAGGAAGGCACAGGAAAAUCAUAUUAGCAUCGGCCUUAUCAAAAGAUACGAAAUACCACACUGAGAACCUUUCGUACGCGAUACCUCAACCGACAAUGGAAUUCGCCAUGCUUUGUCUAAAAAACGCACUUUUUGCGUUGCCCGCGAACGACGACGAAUCGAGCAGUUUGCCAAUAAGUUGUCCGGUUGUUUCUGCCUCAACCAGUGUCUCCAUGUCGCUCAGUGGUGGACUUGCUGCAGCUGCAGCUGCUGCGGCGGGUCCAGGAGGAGGAAACGGAUCAGGUGUCGGAGCCGAUGGACCAAGUCAAGAAUCUCCAUCAACCGCCCAAAUUUCAACAGCGUGGACCCAGACCUUGAACCUGAGAAUCGCUGUACUUGCAGCGAGUGCUUACGUCUCUUUGUGUUUGGGCGAUUACCUAGUUGCUCUGGAGCAUGCAAGAUCAAUGCUUAAUAUUGAAAAAUUACCAGGCGCGUACAAAAUGCUCGCUAAUCUUUAUGCCGCUGAGAGUUUGAUACUCGUGGACAAGAUGAACGAAGCGAUUGAACACUUGAAGCCACAGAAUAUCGAGGAUCUAAACACAGGAAUUCAAACACCUUGUGUCAAUGAUCCGAUGGAUAAAGAUAAGAGCGAAGAGUCCAUGUCGAGUGUGAGCAGCGAUUGGUUUCCAUCGAGCCUCCAAACAGCGAAAUCCAUUAUAAAAUACAAUUUGGCAGUGGCUUAUGCGAUUCGUGGAGAACUCAACAAAUCCGGAGAGAUCUUGAAGCAAGUGUGGCUGUCCAAAGGCCCGAACUGUGACGUUCCAAUCCACGUUAUCAUGCUUGCACUCUACAUCGAGCUUCAAUUAGGUCAUGCUGACGUUUCUAGAUCAAUAGUAAAGCAGCACUGUCCCCAGUAUUGGUGACCCGAUUUCUCAGCACUGGAACCAACGGAAAAAUGCGUCUGACCGCGACUGUACGAUUUUGGAAAAAAAAGUACAUUUUGGUCCACGAAACAAUACAAGAGCCAAAUUUCUUAUUCUUUUUCCAACAUAAUUUUUGUUUUUUUUUUCUCAUAGCGAUGUCAUCGGUACAAAAUUGUUCUAAAAUUUCGUAUCAGUUCACAAAUCCCAUUAUUCUCGUUUUUUAAAAGCAAACGAGAUAUUCCUUAUUAAUAAGGAGGAGAAGAGAAAAUUAUAUGUCGGAUGUUAAAAAACGUAGGGCUUGUUUCGCGAUUUCUUGAGGAUGCUCCCUGACAGUUUUUUUUUCCUCUACAAAUAAACACGACCUUAUUUCUUU